GAAUAGCUCCCGUCAGGAAAGUGAAGCCUGGUAGUGGAUGUGAUGAAGCACUGUUACAUCAAAGAGAAACGAAAAUAGAUUUUAUGAUAACAGGCAAUGAAGGACUCGGUGAAAAAUAAAAGUGCUAUUGACGGAGUAAAUGCAGAAAACGGCCGUCGUGGUAUUAGACAAAGGCAAAGAGCUUCACAAAGUGCUUCGAAACUCGUCCAGAACCAGAGGCAGUGAACACAGACUCGAUGAACCCUUGUCGGCCAUGCAGAGGCAAACGACCGAGCUCAUUGUGACCCUCGUGUUUGUGCCUCUCUGUGUGCUGGCCUGGCAUUCUGUGUGGACGUGGCGGUGUUGUCUACACCGGUGGUGGUGAUGGUGAUAGCGAUGGUGAAUGUGCGGGACUGUGGUGGUGGUGAUGAUGGUAUUUGCGGAUGCAGCAUCUAGAAAUCGUGGUGGUGAUGGUGGUUGUUAUGGUGAGAUUCAAAAUUUUCAUCAGAGCCUUGGUGAGUUGAGACUUCCUAGUGGCUCUGAAUUUGCACACCAAGGCUGUUAUGGAGCAGUGCUGUCUGGUCCCUAUUGCCUUGUCUCUGAGGAGUCUGCAGGUGUACUCUUUGAGUGAGGGGGCUCAUACAGCAGGAUCUGGAAUCACUUAAGUACUGUUUAUUUCAUUUACAUUUUCACAGAGAAUACAGAUAAAGUAUGGGCAAAUGAUUUGUGAGCCAUCAUAUAUAUCAACAACAGUAGUACAUAUCUGGGAGAGACUUCAUGAAGCAGAUAUCAACCAUGGUCCCUUCAAGUGGAUUUACUGUUCAGAUACUGAGCCUCUCUCCAGACUGGAAAUUGUGACUGAAGAAGAGGAGUAUUGUAGUCACUGCAGCCUUGCACCACAUGGGCAAAGAUGACCUGUAGCAUGCCGUUGAUGAAGAUGUUCUUGCACCUAGAUGUCAAUCCCUCAAUGAGGGCACCACAUGAGCUACACCUUCAUCCUCUCACAUUCACUGUACGUGUCUGUUCCACUCUUCGUUUCACUCUCAGCUGCCUGAUGUCUGGUGUAUGAUCCUGUACAGCUUAUUGGUGAAGACAUGGAGGUUUUUGUCUUGUGGUUCAAGAUGCGAGUCUGUUGCUGCUGCUGUCCAAUUAUCACCUGAAAGACAGUCAUUAUUAAUCAACCCUUCAGUCAUUUAAAAUUAAUAGAAGUAUUCAUGCUUAGUUGUAUUUCAAAAGGAACUAGUCUUACCAGAGAGAUAAAAUGCUAUUUCUCUCAGUGAUGAAAUUUAUAAGUUUGAUUCCAAUCAGCUCACACAGUAAAUAGAUAUGCUACAGAUUAAUGUUAUUUUAUUUCCAUCAAACCUAUAACAGCAGAAGGAAUUGCUAUCAAACUCCACUACAAUAAAAAUUCACCCACCUCCACCUAAGCCACAGUAUAAUUGAGAUGACUGGGAAGCUGAGGAACUUCAGAUUGGAAAGAGAACAGAGACAGGAAUGAGAUGAUGAAAGUGAUACUGACUGAGUUAGGGCAUGACAGGGAUGAGAGAGUGGAGAAGACAGGAAAAGAGUGGAUGGUGUUGUUGCUGGGACUGUGUAGAGAGGCGAAUGAAAGGAUGAUUGAGGCAGUGAAAGAGUUUCUGGAGAGAAUGUGGUGUGCCAGAUGUACGAACAAUUAGGAUAGAGGAUGCUGUUCGUUUCUCUUUUUUUCCUCCCUUCUACAGGAGUUGCCGAUCCAAAGGCCUGGCUCAGGAGUGAUCCUGUGCCACCUGUAGCAUCAAGAUCAAGACCAAGAUCAUUUAGGAGGACUCCAAUACGCUGAAGAGACAGUAAAGGAAGUGAUAGAAGCAGUGAGGGCAGCAGAAGAAAAGAAGAUGUGUGUGGCUGUGGUGGGGGUCCUGCGGCGCCCACGGGAAGGAGUGCAGUAUGAGAAGGUCAGAAGAGAAACGAACCGCAAGAUAUGCAUGGAACUCAUGAAGGUCAAAAUGGAAUGGAUGGCAGGGAAGAAGAGCAACGUGAGCUUCCUGGACAUGGAUGGGAUCCUCGACCAGGACAAAUUCUUCGGGAGAGACGGGGUCCACCUCAACCACAACGGGAAUGAGAGGCUAGGACGUCGACUGGCCGAGUGGAUGAGGGCGAGACAGGUGUGUUGUGUGGACGAGGCAUGACGAGGAGGACCCACUGAUGUCAGCGAAUAUGGAAGAAAAGAGACUAGCCAGAUUCCCAGCACAUUUUUUUCAGCGGCAGGUGAAGAGAGAUGUAAACUCGGACAUUCCACCGAAGAGAGAGUUGCUUGUGUACACCCCAGUGACUCCCCUCCAGCUCUCACUGUACACGGCAACUCUCACAAGCAACAUGGAGGCGUUUGUGUCGAAGAACCCACAGUGUGACCUCCAAGCCCAGGACCACUGCCACCGCACGGGCCAAAUGUCCCCAGUCCUUGUCCUCUGCCUGAUCACCGCAGCCAGCACUGACGAGUGGACAGUGGAGAGAGCAGGGACCAAACGCAAACUAGAGCGCUUGAUUAUCCGGUCUGGCAAGUUCCGAGACGCCAGCCAGGGAGACCGGAGCUUCCAGAGGGUGGUGGGUGAGGCGGAGCUGCUGUCCCUGCUGAAGCAAAACGACCACCAUAAGGAACAUAGGGCUAGCAAGGGCCAUGGUCACAUCACCAAAGAGGAGCUAAACCAACUGCUCCACAGAAGUGACCUGACCAAGAAGAAGAGAAGAAGCUGACUGGAGUUUUCAAGGUCAUUUUAGAAGAUUGAAAGGAAGAAAGGAAGAAAAUUAAUAAAAGGAUAAAUAAUGAAGAAAAAUUAAUAGAAAGAGGAAGAAGGAUGUAAAGGAAUGACAAAUUUGAUUCCUUUAAGGCAAAGCAUGUUUCAAUCAAGUUCUAUGACAUUGGGGGUCGCAGCUUCUCCCACCACAGCACCAGGUUAGCCCCGCAUCCCCCCCACCUCCAUCACCACCACCAUCAUGACCACCACCAGGGUACGAGGAGAGAGCCCCAAGUCCCUCCAUUCAACUACUACUACUACUACUGCUGGUGGUGGUCAUGACUAUCAGGUGUCAAGAAGGACCCCCAGUGUGGAUAAUCAGUCGUCGGUGGACUCCAGGGGUCACAGAAGGAUUUAUGCAGGAGAGUGAAAGACUGCCUGCUGCUGCCUUGAUGCAAGAAAGCUUAGGCCACCCCACCUCACCCAUGUCUUGACAGUUAAUUCAUGCUGCAGCCCUGCCCACCAGUCCCUUGAAGCCUGGGGAGUCAGGAGGGACCAGCAGGUGAUCAGUGUAGGAGUGGAGAGCAAUGGACUGGCAGGAGUUGAAGCCGUGCUGAAGGAGAUGGAGUGGAUGGUGAAACCUGGUGCUGGUCAACCCAACAGAGUCUCGGCAGAAUUGGGUCUUCAUUCGUCAUGGAUGGAGUGGAGGACAAACCCUGGUGCCAGUCAACUGUCCUCAAGUGAAGUGUUAUGACUGAAUUGGGCCAUCAUAGAGUGAAAAUGAUGCAGCUCUGUUCAGCUCUGUCAACACUGUCUUCAAAGUGCAAGUGGAGUCCUGAUAGAAGUGGAGAAGUGGGUGGCCUUUGCUGAAUGUUGCAGAACCUGAGCUACACAUCAGCCCAACACUUGUGGGCGGUGGUCUAGUGGUGUUGCUGUCCUGAGGCUGGGAAACUCUCAAUUCCAGCAUCCAGCAACCUUUUUUCUGCAUGGAAAGAAUGAGCGGUGUCCUUCAGUGGCCUCAUGGCCCAGUCCUGCAGGAUGUACUGCUCUAGAGUCUGUCACUGCCACCCACUGCCAAUGAGUGUCCUUCACCAGCCCGGACAGGUCCAGAUUUUCAAUGACAUGCUGUUGGGAAACACUUGCUGAGAUCACUUAAUGAGAUCAGGGACAGAGAGAGAGAGAGAGAGAGAGAGAGAGAGAGUUUCCCUAAUCCUUUAAUUUGAUCACUAUCAUCCUCUAUUUUUCUUCACCUCUUUUGUUUAUCUUACAUUUUGACUUCUAAUGAAGCAUAAGUCUGUAUUUUACUUGUAUUAAAUUGCCUGCCAUUAA
Scylla paramamosain (green mud crab) is the source of this 4019-nucleotide messenger RNA. Its product is annotated as lymphocyte-specific helicase-like. Gene Ontology annotation, biological process: lymphocyte proliferation; pericentric heterochromatin formation; DNA methylation-dependent constitutive heterochromatin formation. Gene Ontology annotation, cellular component: pericentric heterochromatin; nucleus. The coding region runs from base 2161 to 2709 and encodes 182 amino acids. NCBI's taxonomy places the organism in Eukaryota, Metazoa, Arthropoda, Malacostraca, Decapoda, Portunidae. The transcript has 12 exons. Gene Ontology annotation, molecular function: chromatin binding. The record is from RefSeq and is a predicted model, not a curated record.